This is a messenger RNA of Diaporthe batatas, 1205 nucleotides long. RefSeq lists its product as uncharacterized. The record is from RefSeq and is a predicted model, not a curated record. Lineage: Eukaryota; Fungi; Ascomycota; Sordariomycetes; Diaporthales; Diaporthaceae. The coding region runs from base 27 to 1067 and encodes 346 amino acids. The transcript has a single exon.
GUCCACACAGACCGCAAAUUUCAGAUAUGGCUUGCUUGCUCCUUCGCGGCUCGGCAUUUGGCAAUAUAAUACACCAUAGAUGUAGUACGAGUGGGGGAAAGCGAUUCUAUGUCUUCAAAUGCUCCCCUCGCUCGCCCACUCGUGUACUCAUGGAUCGCGACCACCGAGACCAAGGCGCGUCGACACCAAUCUCGCCUUGCUCGGAUGACCCUGAGGUCGUUCGACAGGAUGACCCGGGGAUGCAGGUCGUCCCAGACACGGGCCAGACCCCCGAGGUGAUAGUCGGUAGCGACUCAUCUCCUACCUAUGUCGACGGCCCACACUAUGUACAAGCCUCGAGCAUCGAAUCCGACAGCAAAACAAACUAUGGGCAGCGCGAACGAGUCCGAAUAUGCGGGCUCACACCGAGGAUAUUUUGGGUCUUAGCCAUCGUCGCCACUUUAAUCAUUGGCGCAGGGGUGGGAGGCGGCAUCGCCGGCGGGCUGUCGAGAACCCACGCGUCAUCCUCGACCUCGACCUCGACAUCGACCUCCUCUUCACCCAACGGCACAGCAGCUAGCGGUGCAACUUUCGUGACCUCUGCCGUAUUAGUCGCUUCCUCAACGCCGACCGCGACGGACUCCAUCGUGGGCACCAAAACCGCCAUCUACGGACCCUCCGGCACAGUCCUCUACCGCGACUGCCCCGCAAACUCGAAUGCGGUGUACACGAGCGACGCGAUGCAAUCAUGGGUGUGGCGCAAGUACUGCGACAAUACGACGUUUGUCAGCGCCAAGCCGGGUCAGCAGUGGAUCAACGCGUUUUCGAACGACCUGGACGGCUGCAUCGACAUGUGUGUUGAGAGCAACAUCGAGAGGGGCAGCGAGAUCGCGGCGGGUUACGAGGACCCAUGUAACGCUGUGUGUUGGCGGAAUGGAUUUGAGAACGAUGACCAUCCUGGCCAGUGCUUCGGGUUCACCACGGUGAAUGUGACGGAUAAGGGAGGCUUUCAGUUUCAGGACGACUGGAGGUGUGACUCGGCGGGUUUGAUCAGUCAGAACUAUAUUCCAGGAAGAGGCGGGUUUUAGACUUAUCAGAGUAAGACCUCAUGCAAGUAAAUACUUGACCAAGCCUUUGUAGCUUUUAUGCACGGCAGGUCGAGAGGCGAGCAUCAAGAGCGGUUGGAUAGACUUGAGCAUAAUGCAUAAAUGUGUCAGUUCAAAUAA